AAAGAAUUAAUCAUAUAUAGUUCAAGUCAAAAGCAACGAAAACGUAUAUCGAGUUGACCAGAGAUUUUUGGUUUGUGAUUUUAGUUUGGAGCUAGGUACUCUACAGCUCAGGGUGCAACUUUUAUACAAACUGUGCAUCAAAGUGAUGAUGAGUCCAACGACAUUGAUGAUUGGUAGAAUCUUGGAUUCAAUUUAAUCCCAACUGAUUAUAUGUACCUAACAAAAAGUUGUGAAGAUGGUUAUUUCAAACAAGGCCAGCUUAAUCCUUAUGGCAACAUUCAAUUGAGCCCCUCUGCUGGUGUCUUAAACUAUGGACAGGGUAUUUUUGAAGGUACAAAAGCUUAUAGAAGAGAUGAUGGACGUUUAUUUUUGUUUCGUCCACAACAAAAUGCAAUGAGAAUGCAAAUUGGUGCUAAAAGAAUGUGCAUGCCUAGUCCUUCCAUUGAUCAAUUUGUUGAUGCGGUGAAACAAACUGCUCUGGCUAACAAACGUUUUAUUCCUCCUCCUGGAAAAGGGUCUCUUUAUAUAAGGCCUUUGCUUAUAGGAAGUGGACCAAUUCUUGGAUUGGCUACAGCACCAGAGUACACCUUCCUUGUCUAUGCUUGUCCUGUUGGAAAUUAUUUCAAGUCGUUAAUGCUCAAAACAGGUGGAACCGAGCCAAUAGGUGCACUAGGACUAGAAAAUUCUGUAGAAAUAUCCCUCUUCGGCAAUCUAUCAAACACCUUCCAGUCAAACUCUUGUGGUUCCUUGACGGAGAAAAAAAGAGAUGAGAAUUUGAGCUCGGUAGCAUCAAUAGAAGCACCGGAAAGCACGUCGGAGAAAAUGUAUUGCGGUAUUGUAUCUCCAACACCAAGAACAGGGAACUCUGAAUCCAAAUGGGAUUUUACCAUAUCAGCCACCUCGGUGUUACUAUCAACUACUCCAGCAGCAAGUGGAACUAUUCUUGGAGGAGUGACAAGAAAAAGUAUUAUGGACGUUGCACAUGAUCUUGGCUACCAGGUUGAAGAACGUUUAAUUGAAGUAGAGGAAUUGAAUAAUGCUGAUGAAGUUUUUUGUACGGGAACUGCAGUUGGCAUUGCUCCAGUAGGUGGCAUUACUUAUAAAAACAAAAGGAUUGAGUACAAGGAAGAGCUAACAUGUAAGCAAUUGUACUCGAGAUUAAUUGGGAUCCAAAGAGGUGUUAUUGAGGACAAGAGGGAUUGGAUUGUGGAGAUUGAAUGA
This is a messenger RNA of Capsicum annuum, 1221 nucleotides long. Its product is annotated as branched-chain-amino-acid aminotransferase 2, chloroplastic-like. The coding region runs from base 211 to 1221 and encodes 336 amino acids. Gene Ontology annotation, molecular function: branched-chain-amino-acid:2-oxoglutarate transaminase activity. The transcript has 8 exons. The record is from RefSeq and is a predicted model, not a curated record. NCBI's taxonomy places the organism in Eukaryota, Viridiplantae, Streptophyta, Magnoliopsida, Solanales, Solanaceae. Gene Ontology annotation, biological process: branched-chain amino acid metabolic process.